ACAGUUUCACGUGUACGUCUACCACCAAAACACAUUGCCGAGAGAGGUGCGAAUCACCCUGAAAUCGUCUCAUUUUCUCUGUUCCUUUCCAGCGGCACACAGUCAUAUCAUAUCUAUUGAUAUAAUACUAUUACAGCUUCAAAAUGAGGACAAUUUUAGCCUGCUUGUGCUUGAUGCUUGUUGCAUUUACGAAUGCAGAAGUAUAUUUCGAGGACCAAUUCGCCGACGCUAGUUGGGAAUCUCGCUGGGUAGAGUCUGUACACAAAGGCAGUGAUGCUGGAAAGUUCAAGUGGAGCGCUGGAAAAUUCUAUGGAGAUGCUGAGCAGGAUAAGGGUAUCCAGACCAGCCAGGAUGCAAAGUUCUACGGCCUCUCUGCAAAGUUCACAGACUUCAGCAAUGAGGGCAAGGAUCUCGUCAUUCAGUUCACCGUGAAGCACGAGCAGAAGAUAGACUGCGGAGGUGGCUACGCCAAGAUCUUCCCUGCCGACUUGGACCAGGAAGAUAUGCAUGGCGAUUCUCCUUACAACAUCAUGUUUGGGCCUGAUAUCUGUGGACCUGGCACUAAGAAAGUUCAUGUGAUCUUCAACUACAAGGGCAAGAACCUUCUCAUCAAGAAGGACAUCCGAUGCAAGGAUGAUGAAUUCACCCAUCUCUACACCCUGAUCGUCAAAUCUGACAACUCGUAUGAGGUCCGCAUCGACAACGAGAAGGCUCAAGCCGGCAACCUGGAGGAGGACUGGGACUUCCUUCCAUCCAAGAUGAUCAGGGAUCCUGAAGCUAAGAAGCCAGAGGACUGGGACGACAACGAGAGGAUCGACGAUCCAGAAGACACCAAACCAGAGGAUUGGGAAGUGGCCGAAUUCAUUGCCGACCCUGACGCAGAGAAGCCAGAGGAUUGGGAUGAUGAGAUGGAUGGAGAAUGGGAACCACCAAUGAUCAACAACCCAGAAUACAAGGGAGAAUGGGCACCUAAGAAAAUUGAGAACCCCAACUACAGCGGAAAAUGGGUACAUCCAGAGAUUGAGAACCCUGAGUAUGAAGCCGAUGAAAACCUUUACAGCUACCCAAGCUUUGGAGCUAUUGGCUUUGAUUUAUGGCAGGUUAAAUCUGGGACGAUUUUUGACAACGUUCUUAUAACAGACGAUCUUGAAGAAGCAGAGAAACAAGCAAAGGAUUUAUUUGAAGUCACAAAGGUAGCAGAAAAGAAAAUGAAAGAUGAGCAAGAUGCGGAGGAGAGGAAACAGCGAGAGGAGGAGGAUAAGAGGAGGAAAGAAGAGGGAGGCGAUGAUGAAGAAGGUGAUGAAGACGACGAAGACUUGGAUAUGGAUGAUUUAGAUCUGGACAUGGGUGAUUUUGAAGAGGAGGAGGAGGAAGAAGAGGAAGAGGAAUUGCAAAGGGAUGAAUUGUAAAAUGAUCCUUGGACUAAAAAGAGACUUUCAUACAUCAAAGGGAGAUUCUUGCGCAAAGAUUAAUUAUUCCUUGGUUUAUCAUGAUUGAACAUGUGGGAGGGGGAAAGUUAGACGGUUUUGGGGAGGGGGUGAGGGGAGUGCACUUCAUUUACAUUCAACCUACUUUUGUAUAGCAAACUUCGAAAUAUUUUAUCAACUUCAAAAUAUUUUCUUACAGAACCAAGUACUAAUAUUCAGUGGUAGGUUCCUUCAUUGUAAGUAAGUCUGGGUUUUUGAUGUCGAUGCUGGGAAUGGACCGCAAGUGUCCAUGUUGCUCUAGAGGUGGGACGUAUGAUUUGUAAACUUUGUGACGUUCUUGCUCAAGAAGUUGUUACCCUCUAAUAACACGAACAAAAAAUAUUCUCAGUUCUUUUAUACCUGUUACAGAUUAUUCUCAAUUCUUUUAUAACUGGUACAGAUCAUUCAGAUGCAUCCAAAUUUCAAAUUUCCUGUGUGAAAUAUGGGAUUAUAGGCUGUAGGAUUGAUGAGAAAUAUGUUCAUUUAAGAUAUCAAAAUGACUGAUUGGAUAUUAUGAUGGUCCAUUUCUACAGUGAUACUAUUAAAAAAGAUGUUUCUUUGUAUGGAAUAAUGGUAAAUGGCAUCAUCGCAUCGGGGGACAUUUUAUUGGUCUUUAUUGGGGAUUUGGAAGUUUACAUCACUUAUUUUCUUUUUUUCUGAAAGAGCAAUACUUGUUAAAUUAUUAUCACAUUUAUUGUCAUGGCAAUUUUUCCAUGUUAUAUGAAUCAUGUAAUUUCUGGCACUUUGCUUUCUCUCCAGAGGAUGAUAACCUCUUAACCAGUGAUUUUUUGUACUGUUGGGAUAGUGAUCACUGCAACUCUCAUUAAUGUAUCAUUUCUACAUUAAGAAGAUGGGAGUAAUGUAUGCGCCUUUUUCGUUAUGCAUCCCAUUCAGAUUUUUGUCUUCUGCAAUUGUCCAAUUUUUUUAUGCGUGAUUGUUCUUUAUUGAAUUACAGAUCUGUGAUGACCUUUUUAAUGAUCUUAUCACAAAGGUUUACAUUUUAGUGUACCAUUUUAACUUCAGAAAAAGGACUCUAAAUUUGUGAUACAUAUAUUCCCCAUAAUUCAUGGUAUUUUCUUGUGUUUUAGAACUAGAAAUUCUGUUGGGUCUCACUUGACCGAUAUUUCAUUUUAUUUUCUGUGUUGUGAUUGCAGGAGAAUAAUUUUAUGUAGGUAUUUAUGUUAGUUUUUCUUCUUUUUUUAAAUUUGUCUACCAAUCGCUGAGAGGUUAUCUAUUGAACAAGCUGCAUUGUUCUGAUUCAUUCAUGAAUAAAAUUUUAUGUUAGUCUGGGAACUUGUCCCAAAAUAUAGUCGCCCCAUUUCACCCAUAAGAUUCGACCCCUCAAAGUUUCUUAGACCAGUAGCUGUAGAGUUUAGCCCCCAGAGCCCCUGAAACAGAUGCCAAAGUUGGGUCUGUUUUGGGGCUUUGGGGGUUGAACCCCACUGCUAUGGUUGGACUGAUGACCAAUUUGUUAAUUGUCUUUAGUAACUUUGAGGGAUUAAAUCUUAUGGGUGAAAUGGGGCCACUAUUUCAUGGCAGGCUCCUUGCCUGAAAAGAGAAAAUAUAUGAACUGUUCUUUUGUUUUCAUAAUAAAUGGUAUUGUGAUCAUUGAUGAUGCAGCA
Messenger RNA from Strongylocentrotus purpuratus (purple sea urchin), 3088 nucleotides. Its product is annotated as calreticulin-like. Gene Ontology annotation, cellular component: endoplasmic reticulum; endoplasmic reticulum membrane. Gene Ontology annotation, molecular function: calcium ion binding. NCBI's taxonomy places the organism in Eukaryota, Metazoa, Echinodermata, Echinoidea, Camarodonta, Strongylocentrotidae. Gene Ontology annotation, biological process: protein folding. The transcript has 9 exons. The record is from RefSeq and is a predicted model, not a curated record. The coding region runs from base 144 to 1409 and encodes 421 amino acids.